Messenger RNA from Mobula hypostoma (lesser devil ray), 936 nucleotides. Its product is annotated as probable G-protein coupled receptor 139. The coding region runs from base 1 to 936 and encodes 311 amino acids. The transcript is spliced from 2 exons. Gene Ontology annotation, biological process: phospholipase C-activating G protein-coupled receptor signaling pathway. The record is from RefSeq and is a predicted model, not a curated record. Gene Ontology annotation, cellular component: plasma membrane. NCBI's taxonomy places the organism in Eukaryota, Metazoa, Chordata, Chondrichthyes, Myliobatiformes, Myliobatidae. Gene Ontology annotation, molecular function: G protein-coupled receptor activity.
AUGACGCCGAUAGAAAAUGUUCCAACCACGAACCUGGUGGCGAUCGUAAUCCUGUCCCGGGGAAAGUGCGGUCUCUCCAAAUGUGUUACUCGCUACCUGGUGGGAAUGGCAGCGGCCGAUCUCCUGGUCGUUAUCUCGCAACCGCUGCUGAUGUGGACUGCUUGGAUUUAUUUUCCACAAUCAUUCCUGUUCAUCACUCCUGUGUGCAGUCUCGCCAGAUGGUUGAUUUUUGCGAGCACCGCGGCCUCUGUCUGGCUGACUGUCGCUUUCACCGUCGAUCGAUUUGUGGCUAUUUGCUGUGAGAAGCUGAAAACAAAAUAUUGCACCGAGAGAACGGCGGCUGUGGUUAUCGGGACAGUGAGUGUGCUGGCCUUUUUGGAGACUGUCCCCUGGGGCUUUACUUCUGAACCUCUUGUAAUAAUUGAUGGUGUUCCCUGGUAUUGUGUUCUUACAUCGAGCUACAAAUACUCUUCUUCUUGGGUGGUAUUUGAGAUGUUUCACCGCAUUUUUACCCCUUGUGUCCCAUUCUUUCUGAUUUUGUUGUUCAAUAUUCUGACAGCCAGGCGGAUUCUAGUGGCCAGUCGAGCCCGCAGGAGGCUCCGGGGACAAAAGAGCGGAGAGAAUGACAAGGACCGGGAGAUGGAGAACCGACGCAAAUCCAUCGUUUUGCUCUUCAGCAUAACCGGUAGUUUCAUAUUGUUGUGGGUAACACGUUUGGUAUUUUAUAUCUAUCAACGGAUUUCAAUGAAUUUUGUUUAUUAUUCUGUCAUGCAUCCCGUUUACAUUGUAGAAGAGACAUCGGGAAUGCUGCAUAUCAUCAGUUCCUGCACCAACACGUGUAUUUACGCCCUGACUCAGAGCAAAUUCCGAGAGGACCUCAAGAAUGCGGUGAUAUACCCACUGAAUUGGAUUUUGAAACUCAUUCAGCGGAUAUAA